This is a messenger RNA of Aspergillus niger, 486 nucleotides long. RefSeq lists its product as hypothetical. The coding region runs from base 1 to 486 and encodes 161 amino acids. The transcript has 2 exons. NCBI's taxonomy places the organism in Eukaryota, Fungi, Ascomycota, Eurotiomycetes, Eurotiales, Aspergillaceae. The record is from RefSeq and is a predicted model, not a curated record.
AUGGAGAACCUAUCAGGAGGAGAUGAGGCAUACCAGCGUAUAUUGGCAAUGCUCGCUAGCCUUGGUCUAGCAGAAAGCGACUUGCCCCCUGAGUAUAUGCUAGUCAGAUCGGACCAGGGUUCGAACCUGUAUUUCCCCGAGGGACAAGAGUAUACGCUCUACGACCUCAUGUGCGUGUAUGAGUUCAUAAAACAGCGCAGGAUUCUGACCACUUCCGAUCUGGACAGUGGCCAUGGCGAUGCAUCGGCCAGUUCCGUUCCUUCUAAUCAGCUAGUGGUGCAGGGUCAGACGCAGUCAAAUGAUACUGAACUCUUGUCUAACUCAGCAUCUGGUGACAACCAAAUGGAUGUUGAUAUGGAAGUUGAGGAUGUUGCUUGCGAUUAUUCUAUCGAACAAUGUGUGGAGCAUAGUGAACAAGAUACAGCGGGGCUAGCCAGGUCAUUUAGUGCACCGCAUGCUUCAGGAGACUCCCAGGAAGAUGUAUAG